GAGAACUGGGUGCGGGGUGUAGGGAGAGAAGUCUGGAGGAACGCUGAGCUGAGCAGCACCGAGGACAGCGCCCGGCAGCGCCCGCGCCCAGGUCUCCCUCCGCAGCACUGACUCGCGCACACGCUGAGCUUUUGCUUACCCCCUUCUCGCGCGGACACAGACACACACGCAUUUCACACACCCAGACACACACCCCGCUGUACAAUGGCAGAAUUCCACCUGCAAUCGUCCCUCAUCACAGCCUCACAGUUUUUCGAGAUCUGGCUUCAUUUCGAUGCUGACGGAAGUGGUUACCUGGAAGGAAAGGAGCUGCAGAACUUGAUCCAGGAGCUCCAGCAGGCGCGAAAGAAGGCUGGAUUGGAGUUAUCACCUGAAAUGAAGACUUUUGUGGAUCAGUAUGGGCAAAGAGAUGAUGGGAAAAUAGGAAUUGUAGAGUUGGCUCACAUAUUACCCACAGAAGAGAAUUUCCUGCUGCUCUUCCGAUGCCAGCAGCUGAAGUCCUGUGAAGAAUUCAUGAAGACAUGGAGAAAAUAUGAUACUGACCACAGUGGCUUCAUAGAAACUGAGGAGCUUAAGAACUUUCUAAAGGACCUACUAGAAAAAGCAAACAAGACUGUUGAUGACACAAAAUUAGCCGAGUAUACAGACCUAAUGCUGAAACUAUUUGAUUCAAAUAAUGAUGGGAAGCUGGAAUUAACUGAGAUGGCCAGGUUACUACCAGUGCAGGAGAAUUUUCUUCUUAAAUUCCAGGGAAUCAAAAUGUGUGGGAAAGAGUUCAAUAAGGCUUUUGAGCUGUAUGAUCAGGACGGCAAUGGAUACAUAGAUGAAAAUGAACUGGAUGCUUUACUGAAGGAUCUGUGCGAGAAGAAUAAACAGGAGCUGGAUAUUAAUAAUAUUACAACAUACAAGAAGAACAUAAUGGCUUUGUCGGAUGGAGGGAAGCUGUACCGAACGGAUCUUGCUCUUAUUCUCUGUGCUGGGGAUAACUAGAGUUGGUGGUCGCAACCACUUGCUAGUGAUACACUGUAUCUAAAAAAUAACUGUGCACUAUAAGGGAGUAGGCUGUAUUUUCUUUUAUAUCUGUAAAUUUAACUGCAUAUAGAUAAUUAUCCAGGAUGUGUGGCUCAUUCUUUUCAGCUUGUUUCUAUACUGUUUGUAAUAUACAGUUUUUGUAACCAUAUGAUUGAAAAGAAGAAAGUCUAUGCUUAGGCCCGUCAGUACACCCAAUUUUAAAAAAUAACAUAUUCUUGCUUUCAUAAAUAUAUUUGAACAAGAUUUCCCUAAAAAUUCCACCAGGAUUAAUUUCUAAAAUUCUAGUCUCUGAUGUGCAAAUGCACAUUUGUCACUGAAUAAUGGAAUUAUGUAUGACAAGCCAAACAUUCUUAUUUUAGACAAUCAUAGAACUGUCCCACAAAAUAUUUCUAAGCUUAUUUCCAACUAUUAGGAAGAAUGUGCUUUUGCAUCUAAAAUACUCACCAAAAUAUAAAUAAAUAGUUAAUUGUGGCUUUAUGACGUUAACAGUCUCAUUACAGAUUUAGUUUACCAAUCAACAGCAUGUCUACUGCUUGGAUCCAUACAAAACUAUCAGUUCAAGUUGAUACAGUGACAAGGGAAGGGAGCACCAGAUGACACAUAAAUCUGUCUGAUUCUAUGCCUGUAUUUCCAACAAGCCUACUGUCAGAGAAUAUGACCUAAAUCCAUUUUCUAAACUGUUUUCACGUGUUGCAGAUAAUAAUUAUUCUAGUCAACUGCUGUUUCAUGUCAUAUUCUGUGUAAUCUCUGAUUAAAUCUAAUAUACUGCGUAUCCUGGUGUCUAGUUUGCAUACUUCCUGGAUUUUCUUUCUAUGUAGAACUGUUCAUUUCCACCAAGGGUAUCUGCUGCCUCUGAAAAUAUUUUUUUCUAGCUAUAACAACUCUAUUUUUUACUACAUAAUUAAAUUUUAAUGUAAAAUUCAUAGCAUCUUGAUUAUUGAAUGUCAUAUCAUCAAUACUUUUGUGUAUUCUGUGGAUUCUAUAUUUCAUAUUGAGAUCAGCAUUCAAAAUAGUUCUAUUUCUAUCUGCAAAUAGUUUCAAAUGAGUUUAAAAAAUAACAUCUGAAAAGAAAUGCUAACGUAAUCAUUUAUCUUAUCUAGCAAGAAGAUUCUAAAACAUUCUUUAACACACAUCUAAGUCACAGUUUCACAUAUUUGUAGCUAGAAUAUCCUAUACUGGUUAUAGUUGACAUGUAACAGUUGGUGAUUUUAGAUUUCUUUGAUUGUGAAACAGGGAGCUAUGAAAGAUGUGUCCAUGUGAAAUUUAGUUACUGCCUAGGAGUUAAUGAUCGUUCUGGGUCAGCUUGAAUGUCCCUGUUCUAUAAAUACAACACUUAUUUUCUGAAUUCAUAAAAAUAACAAAAAAAAAUGUGAACUAUAAUGUUUCCCUCAAGAACAAACAGAAACGAGAUCUGCCAAAAACUAAAAUUCAACAAAUGAUGUUGAGUAGGAGAUUGGCUUUGCCUUUAGCGUGUAAUUGGAAGCACUGCCAUUAGACUGAGUUUAACUACUAAGAAUAAAGAAAGAAGAAAAUAACUUUAA
Cercocebus atys (sooty mangabey) is the source of this 2573-nucleotide messenger RNA. It is a transcript of the gene CALB1, whose product is annotated as calbindin 1, 28kDa. Gene Ontology annotation, molecular function: calcium ion binding. Gene Ontology annotation, biological process: regulation of presynaptic cytosolic calcium ion concentration; regulation of long-term synaptic potentiation. NCBI's taxonomy places the organism in Eukaryota, Metazoa, Chordata, Mammalia, Primates, Cercopithecidae. The record is from RefSeq and is a predicted model, not a curated record. The transcript has 11 exons. Gene Ontology annotation, cellular component: dendrite; terminal bouton; nucleus. The coding region runs from base 205 to 990 and encodes 261 amino acids.